Ceraceosorus bombacis is the source of this 428-nucleotide messenger RNA. Lineage: Eukaryota; Fungi; Basidiomycota; Exobasidiomycetes; Ceraceosorales; Ceraceosoraceae. The record is from the annotation of a GenBank genome assembly.
AGCACGACUUCUCAUCGCAUCUAGGCAAAGAUGAGGGAUGAUCACGAUGACAGCAGCAGACUUGCAGGAGGUGGCGCUGGCCUAUUGCCAUCGAUGAUCAUUCCUCACACCGCGGAGCGCCCACACCUUGUCGGCCGCUUGUUCACGUGUCCACGAGAUCCACAAUUGUCAUCACGAGCUGCAUGCAUGAGCCAACCUUCACAAUUCUCAUGUACACGCAACUCGUUACUUGAAGGGAGCGACACCGCAGAAAUUCUGGGCAGUAUGAUAGCCUGGCCCAAUCUUCAUCGAUAAGCAUGCGGCCCGGGAAAGUCGUCCGUCUGUGAUGAGUGCGGCUACCCCCUGGCGUUAACUGGUGUCGCGCAGAGAGGCACGUAUUCAAGGCCAAAAAGCUGCAAUGUGAAUGUGAAUGUGAAUGUGCACGUCCG